UGGAUCACCCGAUUUGGGAGGCUCACUCUCCCUCUGAGAUUAAAGAGAUGAGGGCACUGGCUCCCAGCGAAGGCUCCCGGCCUUAAUCAUGUGUGAAAUGUUUUCCUUCCUGGGCUGCAGAGCCUCGGUGGUUUGCAGCGGUGGAACCAGGCAGGCCGAGCUGUGGGUAGGAGAGGCCGUCACCUGUUGGGGCCUCCCCCCUCGCGCCCAACCCCCGGCAUCGCCCUGCCCUGGCAGAGCCCAGCCCCCAGUCCCCGGGGAGCGCGCCUGCGGACGGACGGACAGACGGACGGUCGGACAGACCUAGGGACGGAGGGCCAGGGGUAGGGGAGAUCCAAGAGGCCCGGCGCUGGAAUGCAGUUUUCUCGGGCGAGGGAGACUUUGCACCGGAGUGGAAAAUAGUUUGGGGUGGGGUUUCGCACCGUCCCCUCCUCCCCAGCCCCGGGCCCCCUCCCAGGCGCUUUCUGGGAGCUUUUAGAACUGCGCUCUGAAGUUUCCAGAGAGCAAGGAGCUUUUGCGGCAGGCAGAGACAAUGGAAGAAAAUGAAAGCCAGAAAUGUGAGCCGUGCCUUCCUUACUCAGCAGACAGAAGACAGAUGCAGGAACAAGGGAAAGGCAAUCUGCAUGUAACAUCACUAGAAGAUGCAGAAUGCCGCAGAACCAAGGAACGCCUUUCUAAUGGAAAUAGUCGUGGUUCAGUUUCCAAGUCUUCCCGCAAUAUCCCAAGGAGACACACCCUAGGAGGGCCCCGAAGUUCCAAGGAAAUCCUGGGAAUGCAAACAUCUGAGAUGGAUCGGAAGAGAGAAGCGUUCCUAGAACAUCUGAAGCAGAAGUAUCCCCACCACGCCUCUGCAAUCAUGGGUCACCAAGAGAGGCUGAGAGACCAGACAAGGAGCCCCAAACUGUCUCACAGUCCUCAACCACCCAGUCUGGGUGACCCGGUCGAGCAUUUAUCAGAGACGUCCGCUGAUUCUUUGGAAGCCAUGUCUGAGGGGGAUGCUCCAACCCCUUUUUCCAGAGGCAGCCGGACUCGCGCAAGCCUUCCCGUGGUGAGGUCAACCAACCAGACGAAAGAAAGAUCUCUGGGGGUUCUCUAUCUCCAGUAUGGAGACGAAACCAAGCAGCUCAGGAUGCCGAAUGAGAUCACAAGUGCAGACACAAUCCGUGCUCUCUUCGUAAGUGCCUUCCCACAGCAGCUCACCAUGAAAAUGCUGGAAUCGCCCAGUGUCGCCAUUUACAUCAAAGAUGAAAGCAGAAAUGUUUAUUAUGAAUUAAAUGAUGUAAGGAACAUUCAAGACAGAUCACUCCUCAAAGUGUACAACAAGGAUCCUGCACAUGCAUUUAAUCACACACCAAAAACUAUGAAUGGAGACCUGAGGAUGCAGAGAGAACUUGUUUAUGCAAGAGGAGAUGGCCCUGGGGCCUCUCGCCCCGGAUCUACUGCUCAUCCACCCCAUGCAAUUCCAAAUUCCCCACCGUCUACUCCGGUGCCCCAUUCCAUGCCCCCCUCCCCAUCCAGAAUUCCUUAUGGGGGCACCCGCUCCAUGGUUGUUCCUGGCAAUGCCACCAUCCCCAGGGACAGAAUCUCCAGCCUGCCAGUCUCCAGACCCAUCUCUCCAAGCCCAAGCGCCAUUUUAGAAAGAAGAGAUGUCAAGCCGGAUGAAGACAUGAGUGGGAAAAACAUCGCAAUGUACAGAAAUGAGGGUUUCUAUGCUGAUCCUUACCUUUAUCACGAGGGACGGAUGAGCAUAGCCUCAUCCCAUGGUGGACACCCACUGGAUGUCCCUGACCACAUCAUUGCAUAUCACCGCACCGCCAUCCGGUCAGCGAGUGCUUAUUGUAACCCUUCAAUGCAAGCAGAAAUGCAUAUGGAACAAUCACUGUACAGACAGAAAUCAAGGAAAUAUCCAGAUAGCCAUUUGCCUACACUGGGCUCCAAAACGCCCCCUGCCUCUCCUCACAGAGUCAGUGACCUGAGGAUGAUAGACAUGCACGCUCACUAUAAUGCCCACGGGCCGCCUCACACCAUGCAGCCAGACCGGGCCUCACCGAGCCGCCAGGCCUUUAAAAAGGAGCCAGGCACCUUGGUGUAUAUAGAAAAGCCACGGAGCACUGCAGGAUUAUCCAGCCUUGUGGACCUUGGCCCUCCUCUAGUGGAGAAGCAAGUUUUUGCUUACAGCACGGCAACGAUACCCAAAGACAGAGAGACCAGAGAGAGGAUGCAAGCCAUGGAGAAACAGAUUGCCAGUUUAACUGGCCUCGUUCAGUCUGCACUUUUUAAAGGGCCUAUUACAAGUUAUAGCAAAGAUGCAUCUAGCGAGAAAAUGAUGAAAACCACAGCCAACAGGAACCACACAGACAGUGCAGGAACUCCCCAUGUGUCUGGUGGGAAGACGCUCAGUGCUCUGGAGUCCACAGUGCCUCCCAGCCAGCCUCCACCUGCAGGCACCUCGGCCAUCCACAUGAGCCUGCUGGAGAUGAGGCGGAGCGUGGCGGAACUCAGGCUCCAGCUCCAGCAGAUGCGGCAGCUCCAGCUGCAGAACCAGGAACUGCUGAGGGCGAUGAUGAAGAAGGCCGAGCUGGAAAUCAGUGGCAAAGUGAUAGAAACAAUGAAGAGACUGGAGGAUCCUGUGCAGCGACAGCGCGUCCUGGUGGAGCAAGAGAGACAAAAAUAUCUUCAUGAGGAAGAGAGGAUCAUCAAGAAGUUGUGCGAGCUGGAAGACUUUGUUGAAGACUUGAAGGACUCCAGGGCAGCCAGCCGAUUGGUUACUCUGAAAGACGUGGAAGACGGGGCUUUCCUCCUGCGUCAAGUGGGAGAGGCUGUAGCUACCCUGAAAGGAGAAUUUCCAACCUUACAAAACAAGAUGCGAGCCAUCCUGCGCAUAGAAGUGGAGGCCGUGCGGUUUCUGAAGGAGGAGCCACACAAGCUGGACAGUCUCCUGAAGCGUGUGCGCAGCAUGACAGACAUCCUGACCCUGCUGCGGAGACAUGUCACUGACGGGCUCCUGAAAGGCACGGACGCAGCCCAAGCCGCACAGUACAUGGCUAUGGAAAAGGCCACGGCCGCAGAAGUCCUGAAGAGCCAGGAGGAGGCAGCCCACACCUCCAGCCAGCCCUUCCACAGCACAGGUGCCCCUGGCGAUGCGAAGUCAGAAGUGGUGCCUUUGUCCGGCAUGACGGUUCACCACGCACAGAGCUCCCCUGUGGCCAUCCAGCCCUCGCAGCACUCCGUGGCCCUGCUGAACCCUGCUCAGAACUUGCCUCAUGUGGCCAGCUCCCCCGCCGUCCCCCAGGAAGUAAGCCCCACCCUGCAGACAUUGCAGGCUCCGCAGUCCCCACAGACACCCAUGAAUGGGUCUGCCAUGCAGAGCUUGUUCAUUGAAGAAAUCCACAGUGUGAGUGCCAAGAACAGGGCAGUGUCUAUCGAGAAAGCAGAAAAGAAAUGGGAGGAAAAAAGGCAAAAUCUGGACCACUAUAACGGGAAAGAGUUUGAGAAGCUCCUAGAAGAAGCUCAAGCCAAUAUCAUGAAGUCAAUACCAAAUCUGGAGAUGCCGCCAGCUGCAGGCCCACUGCCAAGGGGAGAUGCCCCAGUGGACAAGCUGGAACUUUCAGAAGAUUCUCCAAAUUCAGAACAGGACUUGGAAAAGCUGGGGGGAAAGUCGCCCCCUCCUCCUCCCCCACCUCCUCGUCGAAGCUACCUGCCAGGAUCGGGACUCACCACCACGAGGUCAGGCGAUGUGGUCUACACCGGCAGAAAGGAGAACAUCACCGCUAAGGCAAGCAGUGAAGAUGCUGGACCGAGUCCACAGACCAGAGCCACAAAAUGUCCAGCAGAGGAGCCUGCUUCAGCCUGGACCCCAUCCCCACCCCCUGUCACUACCUCCUCCUCAAAGGAUGAGGAGGAAGAAGAAGAAGAAGGAGAAAAAAUAAUGGCAGAACUCCAGGCAUUCCAGAAGUGUUCCUUUAUGGACGUAAAUUCAAACAGUCAUGCCGAGCCAUCCCGGGCUGACAGUCACGUUAAAGACACUAGGUCGGGCGCCACGGUGCCACCCAAGGAGAAGAAGAAUUUGGAAUUUUUCCAUGAAGAUGUACGGAAAUCUGAUGUUGAAUAUGAAAAUGGCCCCCAAAUGGAAUUCCGAAAGGUUACCACAGGGGCUCUAAGACCUAGUGACCCUCCUAAGUGGGAAAGAGGAAUGGAGAAUAGUAUUUCUGAUGCAUCAAGAACAUCAGAAUAUAAAACUGAGAUCGUAAUGAAGGAAAAUUCCAUAUCCAAUAUGAGUUUACUCAAAGACAGUAGAAACUAUUCCCAAAAAACUGUGCCUAAGGUCAAUUUCAGCUUCUCUGGCGUUAGUUCAUUAGAAGAUGAAAUAAGCAAAGGGUCUAAAGUCUCAGGCCCCCAAUACUCUAUAGCUGACACCGAGAACCAGAAGCUGAAUUAUGGAAAGACAAAGGAGAUGGAAAAGCAAAAUACGGAUAAUUGUCACAUUUCCUCUCCUAGUAGAGUAACAGAAUCAAGUGUGCAUGAUUUGAAAACAGAAGAUCAAGAGGUUAUCAUGACAGAUUUUGGCCAAGUUGUUCUAAGACCCAAGGGGGCAAGGCAUGCUAACGUGAACCCUAAUGAAGACGGAGAAUCCAGUCCAAGUUCUCCCACUGAAGAAAAUGCAACCACUGACAACAUUGCCUUCAUGAUUACCAAAACCACUGUCCAGGUUCUUUCCAGUGGGGAGGUGCAUGAUAUUGUUAGCCAAAAGGGAGAAGACAUACAGACGGUUAAUAUCGAUGCCAGAAAAGAGAUGGCCCCCCGACAAGAAGGGACUGACAGUGAGGAGCCAGUUGUGUGCCUGGACAAGAAACCAGUGAUCAUCAUUUUCGACGAGCCCAUGGACAUCCGGUCUGCAUAUAAGAGACUUUCAACUAUCUUUGAGGAGUGUGAUGAGGAAUUAGAGAGAAUGAUGAUGGAAGAAAAGAUAGAGGAGGAGGAAGAGGAGGAAAAUGGAGAUUCUGUAGUCCAGAAUAAUACCACUUCCCAGAUGUCUCAUAAGAAGGUGGCCCCGGGCAAUCUUAGAACAGGACAACAGGUGGAAACAAAGUCACAGCCACACUCUCUGGCAACAGAGACCAGAAUCCCAGGGGGACAGGAAAUGAACAGAAUGGAGCUGGACAAGUUCAGCCACGUGGAUUCUCCACAUUCGGAAUGCAAGGGUGAUGACCUGACCGAUGACCAGUUUGAAAGCCCCAAGAAAAAGUUUAAAUUCAAAUUCCCUAAGAAGCAACUCGCCGCUCUCACUCAAGCCAUUCGCACGGGAACUAAAACAGGGAAGAAGACUUUGCAAGUGGUAGUCUACGAAGAAGAGGAGGAGGACGGCACCCUGAAACAACACAAAGAAGCCAAGCGCUUUGAAAUCACUAGGUCUCAACCUGAAGACACCCCUGAAAACAUGCUGAGGAGGGAAGAGCAGUCCAGCAUCGAGAGCACGUCUCCGAUUUCAAGAACUGAUGAAAUUAGAAAAAACACCUACAGAACGUUGGAUAGCCUGGAGCAGACCAUCAAACAGCUUGAAAAUACAAUCAGUGAAAUGAGUCCCAAAGCCCUAGUUGAUACCUCAGGUUCUUCCAACAGAGAUUCUGUUGCAAGUUCAUCCCACAUAGCCCAGGAGGCCUCUCCCCGACCCUUGCUAGUUCCGGAUGAAGGCCCCACUGCCCUAGAGCCCCCUACGUCGAUACCUUCAACUUCACGUAAGGGCUCCAGCGGGGCCCCACAGACGAGCAGGAUGCCUGUCCCCAUGAGUGCCAAGAACAGACCCGGAACCCUGGACAAACCUGGCAAGCAGUCCAAACUGCAGGAUCCCCGCCAAUAUCGUCAGGCUAAUGGAAGUGCUAAGAAAUCUGGUGGGGACUUUAAGCCUACUUCCCCCUCCUUACCUGCUUCUAAGAUUCCAGCCCUUUCUCCCAGCUCUGGGAAAAGCAGUUCUCUGCCCUCUUCUAGUGGUGACAGCUCUAACCUCCCUAAUCCACCUGCUACUAAACCGUCGAUUGCUUCUAACCCUCUCAGCCCCCAAACAGGACCACCUGCUCACUCUGCCUCCCUCAUCCCUUCUGUCUCUAAUGGCUCUUUGAAGUUUCAGAGCCUUACUCAUACAGGUAAAGGUCACCAUCUUUCAUUCUCACCGCAGAGUCAAAAUGGCCGAGCACCCCCUCCUUUGUCAUUCUCCUCCUCCCCUCCUUCCCCCGCCUCCUCCGUCUCACUGAAUCAAGGUGCCAAGGGCACCAGGACCAUCCAUACUCCCAGCCUCACCAGCUACAAGGCACAGAACGGAAGUUCAAGCAAAGCCACUCCAUCCACAGCAAAAGAAACCUCUUAAAGGUCAAAUCCUAUCAGGCACAAGUCGGAGUUACGUUAAAAAAAAAAAUUAACAGUCUACAACAACUGUUUUCACAAGAGAAUGUAACAUAUUGCUGUAUCGUUUGAGGCUUAAUGCUAAGUAUGUGCUAAAUACUGGAUUAAUAGAUUUCAGUAAAGCUCGUUUUUUGUUUUUGUUUUUUGGUUUUUUUUUUUUGGUUUUGUUUUUACCUAGUUGCUAUAGUGUCUACCGUCUAUACUCAAUACCUAUAAAAUGCAGUAAGCAUGUGUCACAAAACGAGGUUCUGGUGGGAGAGAAAGGUGCGUGUGAGACGGGAGAAUUGUCUUAAGCAUAUAAAACAUGUAUGAUUCCAGAAUUUUAGUAUGUUUUGUAUAAAACUAUUUUUCAUUACGGAGACUAGAAGUGAACAGAGAAUUACACAAGUGUGACUAUACAAAUUGUAAAAGAUACUAUAAUAUUUCCUUUUAUUUUAGUGUUAUUUAGCUUUAUUACAGAUUUCUAUUUUUGUCAAAACUUCAUGAUUCCUUUCAAGAUCUUUUUUGCCAAAACAUUUUGAUACUAUAGCAUUGUACAUUUGAAAGUAGUGUGCUAGACUAUAAAACCAAUGAACUUCUACCUGAGCCCUACAGACAGGCAUAUGUAGAAGGCAAUUUAUCAAACCUAUUGCACUGCCAUGAAAAGUAUGUAUCAUAAUUUGCUAGCCCAAGCAAGCUAGUUUUCUUUGCUUGCUUCUUUUCUUUCUUUUUUCCUUCCUUUUUUUUUUCUUUUUUCUUUUUUAACAUGUUGAGGUUCUCUAGUUGUUUUCUUUGGAGUAUCUAACCCCUUCUUUUGUUUUCUGAGACCUGGUAACCCACGCUCUUGCAUUGUGGAUUUUAAAAUGUACACUCUGUACGGUUCUGUAAACCGAAAAACUUUUGUAAAUAUAUAAAUAUACAUAGACAUUAAAAUACUGUAUGUGACAGCACAUAGAGUAGUUUUCCCACACCAAAGUUAAUUUUUAUGCAUGCUUUAAAAGUAUAUAUCGGGAUGGGCAGAAAUGGAAGUAUCCAUACAUUUUUAAAAAGCAACAAGUUUGCACAGCUAGAGUGUUUGUAAAUAAAUGUAUUUGUAUAACACAGUCAUGUAAUAUACAGAACUAUAAGCAGAGACUUUGCAAAACUAAAUAAAGGGCUGCAUGCUUAUUAUUUUUUGUACCUUGUCACUAUAACUACUUCCUAGUCAAAGAACGAAAUGUAACUGUUACCAAGUUUAAUGUUUUUCUGCUUUGAGGCUUUGAGGGAUAUAAGCACAUCCACUCAAGAGGACACUACUUUUCUGAAAGCUCUGGGGUGACUAAUGAUGAGUUCCUAAUAAAUUAAUUGCAAGUGUGGUGCCUUGGAUGUGACCUGUUGGCUCUCUCUCUUCUCUGUGGCUUAUCAAGGUGUGGAUGACAGAAAGCAAACCUGGACACAGAGUUUCCACCCUCCAUUCCUGGAGGGGCUCUUAUUAUUUUCUCUCUUUUGCAAAAACUUCCAGCAGGAGUAAAGUGGAAAUAAAACAACUUUAUCA
Molecule: messenger RNA, 7909 nt
Organism: Mandrillus leucophaeus (drill)
Lineage: Eukaryota; Metazoa; Chordata; Mammalia; Primates; Cercopithecidae
Product: KIAA1217 ortholog
Exons: 21
Coding region: 533-6361 (1942 amino acids)
Cellular component (GO): cytoplasm
Source: RefSeq, a predicted model, not a curated record